Messenger RNA from Diuraphis noxia (Russian wheat aphid), 1408 nucleotides. RefSeq names its product membrane-bound alkaline phosphatase-like. The record is from RefSeq and is a predicted model, not a curated record. Lineage: Eukaryota; Metazoa; Arthropoda; Insecta; Hemiptera; Aphididae. Gene Ontology annotation, molecular function: alkaline phosphatase activity. Gene Ontology annotation, biological process: dephosphorylation.
GGCUACACAAGCAUGUUAGUAUUCGUCGGUCGGUGGUCCUGCACUCAGCUCCAUAAUCAUGGUGAACGCCGGUUCUCUAGGCGCGACGUGGAUCGCGUUCGCGUGCUGUUUGUGUUUCGUCAUAACGUACGACAGUGGUAAUGUAUGUUGUUCGCACGCAGCCGACGCCAAAGAGUACACGGAACAAGACAAACAGUACUGGAUCAAAAACGGUAAGGAGAAGGUGACCGAGAAAGUCAAGUACGUGAAUAAAAGAGGCGUCGCCAAAAAUAUAAUCAUGUUCCUGGGUGACGGUAUGUCGUUGACUACGUUGACGGCAUCGCGUAUCUACAAAGGUCAAAUGGAAAAACGUUCUGGCGAGAAUGAGUACUUGAGUUUUGAGAAAUUCCCAUUUGUUGGCAUGUCAAAGACUUAUUGCGUGGACAAACAAGUGGCUGACUCGGCAUGUACGGCUACCGCUUACCUAUCGGGCGUGAAGACCAACUACGAGACUAUCGGUAUAUCUGCCUCGGUGAAGCUCAACGACUGUCCCGGGUCGAUGGCGCCUGAAAACCGGACGGACUCAAUAGCCGACUGGUCGAUAGCYGCGGGAAAAGCCGUCGGGCUGGUAACCACGACACGGGUAACGCACGCGUCCCCAGCCGGGGUGUUCGCGCAUUCGGCCAACAGGAACUGGGAAUCAGACGCCGAUCUGGCGAAGGCGGCAAACCUGACGGACGUAACACAUUGCGAGGAUAUCGCCAAACAGUUGAUCACCAGAAGCCCUGGGAUAGACAUAAAGGUGAGUAUAUGCCAAUGUGGUUAUAGUAAUAUUGAUGCACUGAUUUUGAUUUUUCAGAAGACUUCGUGUAUACGUUUCGGAAAAGAUAAAUCAGCAUAUGUUGAAAACAAGGAACAACUAUUAAAUGUUGACCCUUCUAAGACCGAUUAUUUACUGGGCCUUUUUGAGAGUAUGCAUAUGAAAUAUCAUUUGAAAGCAGACGCUAGUAAACAACCCACUUUGGAGGAAAUGACUAAAAAAGCCAUAGAAAUUUUGCAGAAAGAAGAAAAUGGAUUUUUCCUGUUCGUCGAGGGUGGUCUCAUUGAUGCUGGCCAUCACCAAACUACUGCCAGGUUAGCGCUGGACGAGACAGUUGAGUUGUCUAAAGCCGUCCAACAAGCUGUUGAUAUGACCAGCGAAGACGACACACUGAUCGUCGUCACGUCUGAUCACUCACAUACCAUGACAAUGGCAGGUUACCCGGUCAGGGGUAACGACAUCUUAGACCUUUCGGGGUCUCUUGGGAGCGACAAAUUGCCGUACACUACACUCAGCUACGCCAAUGGUCCGGAAAAUCUGCAGCCUGAUGUGAAUUGCGCCCGUCAGGAUUUGUCCAAAGUCGACAAAAGUAAUUUUUUUUAAACUGUU